This is a messenger RNA of Artibeus jamaicensis (Jamaican fruit-eating bat), 2368 nucleotides long. RefSeq names its product potassium voltage-gated channel subfamily E regulatory subunit 3 (gene KCNE3). Gene Ontology annotation, biological process: potassium ion export across plasma membrane; regulation of ventricular cardiac muscle cell membrane repolarization; regulation of heart rate by cardiac conduction. Gene Ontology annotation, molecular function: potassium channel regulator activity; delayed rectifier potassium channel activity; voltage-gated potassium channel activity involved in ventricular cardiac muscle cell action potential repolarization. Bases 470 to 763 code for a protein of 97 amino acids. The record is from RefSeq and is a predicted model, not a curated record. NCBI's taxonomy places the organism in Eukaryota, Metazoa, Chordata, Mammalia, Chiroptera, Phyllostomidae. The transcript is spliced from 4 exons. Gene Ontology annotation, cellular component: membrane.
AAGGGAGCAAAGCGCGUGUCUGUCCCCAGAACCGAGGAGGCACGGGGCGGUGCUGGGCUGGGCUCGGCCGAGCCGAAGGAUCUAAGGGUGCAGUGUCGUGCACCCUGCUGGACAGGGAGCGGCACCCCCCGGAGCCUUGCAGAGAGGCAGCAACCACAGGACUAUGGAAGGGUACCCCUAAAUGGAAAGAGACUUAUAGGACUGAUCGGAGAGGAUGAAAGACAAGGAAGGCUUCUGAAGAAUCAAGAAGGAUAAUAUGAAACUCUGGUUUCUUCUGAAGUUCUGAGUCUUCCCUACCGCGGAAGUGAAUACUAAGACCCCCGAUGUGUCCAGGGACAUUCUGAAGAGGUUGAGGGGCUAAGGAGCCUUGGGGCACCCAGAAGGAGAUUCCUGAAGCCAACUCAGAGCCAGAGAAUUUGCCUGCUACUUGAGUAUCCUCCGAGUCUUCCCCACCUGAAUCUCUGUUGCUAUGGAGACCACCAAUGGGACUUGGUAUGAGAGUCUGCAUGCUGUUCUAAAGGCUCUAAAUGCCACUAUUCACAGCAACUUGCUCUGCCGGCCAGGACCAGACAACUUGACUCAGGAGCGGCAGGCCAGCCUACCCGGCCGUGAUGACAACUCCUACAUGUACAUUCUCUUUGUCAUGUUCCUGUUUGCUGCCACUGUGGGCAGCCUCAUCCUGGGAUACACCCGCUCCCGCAAAGUGGACAAGCGCAGUGACCCCUACCACGUGUACAUCAAGAACCGGGUGACUAUGAUCUGAUGCUAGGAACCCAGGAUGCUGAAGACCAAGACACCUGAAGACUGAUUGACUUCUGGGGCCUCCAGAACGCAGCCAUGGAUCCCAUCAGGCCUCAGCGUUCCUAUCUAUAAGGUCAACAAGACACAGUGCUAAGGGAUGGCACUAUUGGGCUGGGAAGAGAAAGGCAGACCUAGGCCUUGUGGGGAAAAAAGGACUUUUUUCCAGCAAAGAUAGACUUGAUAGACAGUGGGAAUCAUGAACAAAUAUAUACAAGUAGCAAAAGAUAAUAACUAACAACUGGUCUAGUGGCUGGGGUAUUAGGGUUUAGGGACUUGAGGAAGGAGAAAAGGAAGUUGUGGCAGAGGGAAAGUAAACAAGAUGUGUGGAGGACACGUGUGUGUGUGUGUGUGUGUUAUCUUCGCUGACGGUGAGAAGCUGCAGUGAUUGUCCCACGUGACAGAGACGUAUGGUGUUACUUAUUUACAUUUGUUCACAUUUGAUGGUUUUCAUGAUUUCCACCCUGGGAGGGAAGCGGAGCAAGUGCUGUUCUGCCCACUUGGGCUAGAGCUGUGCCAUGACCAGAACUUGAACUCUGGUCUCUGUGCCCAGUGCUUCUCAAGACUGCUACACAGGGUGAACCCAGGCCAAAAAGUCAGACAAUUCUGGGAGCCCUCCUUCAAAAACACUCCUGCUUAUGCACCUAUUACAAAAAUAUAUUACUAUUUGACACUUUCCCAGGGACCCUCCUAAGACCUUAAGAAGGAGCCAUGCCUGUGCAGGACUCUGAAUGCCAAGCCUCAUGAGCUCCAAGGUUCCUGUGCCUCCAGCCAGGUCACAGUGUCACGGUGUCCUUCCCAGCCACGACCCCAGCCAUGAGGUCUUCACACCUCAAAUGUAGCCUCUUCUGUUUUGACUGAGUUCUGUGAGAAAUUUUCUGAUACAAAGUUUCAAUCUGCUUCCAUAAGAUUAUCACCACACCUGGAAGUUACCAUAUUAAAAGAAGCCGAGUGUGCAAGGCAGGUACCUGGCUCUGCGGAAAGGGUACCAGUCCUGAUUCUACCACUAAUGUGAGCUGACGCUGGCUGAACACUCCCCUCUCUGACCUUCUCCCUCUGACCUUCUUUCUACCUCUUUGGCAGAGUGAAAUAGUCAGACCUAAAGUCUCUGAGAUUCUGCCAGUGCUGACAUUCCAGGCUCCGUGUACGGUAGGUUGAACCAUAUAAAAUUACUGCCUGUGAGUCAAAAACAGCUGAAUAUCGGUAUUUGCUAUGGGUCCAUCUAGUAUGUGCAGCAUGGCAGGUGGACACUUCACUAGCUCAAAUCCUAGGCUGGGGCCUCCCACUGUUCGGUUUGAUUUCUACUUAAGAAAGCUCUGUGGGGUCUUAAAAGGGCCCUAUUGAAACAUGCAUUUUUAUGUAUAGCAAAAACUCUGAAAAACUAUUUUGGUAUCAGUUAUCUUUGAGGAGAAGGAUUAUGGGUGAUGUCCCUUUCUACUUUAAAUUUUUAUGUACUUUUUAGUCUAUUUGACCAUAAGUAUGUUACCUGUAUAAUGAGAGAUGGGAGGGAGGGGCAGAGAGCUAUUUCCACUUUGAAAAAAUAAAAAUAAAUGUCCACGUAUUUCUUGAA